Messenger RNA from Peronospora matthiolae, 399 nucleotides. Lineage: Eukaryota; Oomycota; Peronosporomycetes; Peronosporales; Peronosporaceae. The record is from the annotation of a GenBank genome assembly.
AUGAGCAUGGAUUUUGUGUUUGGCCUACCGAAAGAUUCGGAAGGCAACACUGGUAUUGUGGUCUUUGCUGACCGAUCAAGCAAGAUGGCUCACUUAGCGGCUGUGCCGGAUAGCAUCGAUGCUGAAGGUACAGCAAAGCUGUUUAUCGACCGUGUGUUUCGAUAUCAUGGCUUGCCGGUGGCAAUUAUUUCUGAUAGAGACCCCCGCUUCACUGGGAAGUUUUGGAAGUCUAUCUUCAACGUGCUGGGCACUCGGUUGGACAUGUCCACAGCAAAUUUCUUGCAGACCGACGGUCAAGCUGAGCGUGUUAACCGCGUCAUCAACGACAUUUGCGCAGUGUUUGCGCUGAUACGCCUAGGCGUUGGAGCUCAAUGCUCCCUGUUGUUGAGUUUGUGUUGA